AUGGCCUCUGAAGGCUCGUCUUCGGCCGCGCGCCCUGCGCCAGAGGCUGUUUGUGACCACCUGUCCGUAAAUCUACAGGUGCUGUCGCCCUCAACCGCAGCGAACUACAACCGGCCCUUGGUGUUUCCUGGCCUCGCGGCCACGACGACCGUUGGACAGCUCAAGGAAAAGAUUCGCCAGGCUCUUCCACUGAAGCCGAGCGAUUCUCAACAACGACUUAUCUAUCGCGGACGAGUCUUGCAACCGGACGGGGAGACUCUCCUCGGCGUCAUCGGCGAGGAAGUCAUUCGCACCACCGACCAGCAGACAAUUCACCUCGUGCUUCGAGAUGUCGCCGAACCCCAGCCCUCCACGGCCCCUACUCCGGCAGUCGCUAGGGGCACGAGCCCGGCGCCGCCGGCUGCUCAUUUCCACCACGCCUUUGGCCAGCCUCACCAGGCACAUCACCACGGUAGUCAGCCUACAGCGGCAACCUUCACGAGACGAGCCCCGUUGCAUCCCGCCGCGAAUAACCCCCUCCCUUUCGUGACGCCGUCCCAGAUACCCGCGAACUUGACGCCGCAGCAGCUCCAGCAGAUCCAGAUGCAACAGCACCAGAGCAUGGCCGCGUGGAUGAAUGGGCUGCAACGCGAGGCCAUGAACAGGGCCAUGGCAAACCAGCAGAUCAAUCAGAAUCAAGCGAUGAGAGCUUCCGUGGGCAUGCAUGGUGCCGGCGAAACACCCGCCGCCGCUCCCAAUCCCGCGGAAACCACUCGCGGACGGGCCAGCCCGCUAAACAACCCAGACGUGCAAAUGUAUGCCAGGGAGGGUCUCAUGCCGAACGGCCAGCCGUACCGCGUAACGGUCAAUGAGACCUUGCUUGGCGGAUCGCUGAACGUCCUUCAACCCGGUGGCCAGACCACCACCACGGCUCUGUCGCCUGUCGAUGUGCAGAACAUCCUCCGAGCAGCUGAUACCAACCAAGCGACUUUGGUCAUGACGAAUGCCAUGCAGAGAAGCGCCUCCAGCACCUCUAUCGCCAACGGCGGCUCCUCCGUGGGUGUCACCACCCCUUACUACCCCACACCCGGUUCUAGAGCCAGCAGCAGACGGCCCACGCCUGAUCCAACUGCACGCUCAGUCAGCGGUGGCAGCAGUCACUCUGCGAAUGCUCAACGGCAAGCACAGUCUGGCCCAGAGGUUUAUAUUCUGUCCUCGCCCCAGGGCCCGCGAGCCAUCUUGAUCAACAACGCCACGGACUCCUACUAUACCCCUUCUGCCAGGAUGCCGCUUCACAACACUUCAGCUCUCCACCCAACGGCCUCGGCUCUUGCUAGAAUGAGGGCUCGCCCCCAGAACAUGACCUGGCCGUCAGCUUUCGUGACGCCACCAGCCCAUCAGGAAGAGCAGCAGCCGCCGCGGGCCGCCGAGCCCCAAGCAGCUCAGGCGCAGCCAGAAGCUCAGCCAUUGCUUCAGCCCCAAGCACAACCACAAGCAGCCGCCGUGCCAGCUCAUCCCAACAACCCGGGCAUCGCCCCAUUGAUUGCCCAGAUAUGGCCACACUUCUGGCUCGUUGUUAGACUCGGUCUGUUCGUGUGGUGGUUCACGUCUCCCAAUGCUAGUUGGUCGAGAUUGUUCACCGUGGUGUUCAUUGCCGUUAGCAUAUUCGUCCUGAACACGGGCCUGCUCAACAAUCGCUUCGACCAGGCUGUAGGGCCCGUCAGGCGUCAUAUGGAGAAUCUGAUUCCCCUCGCCGCGCCGAACAACGCCAAUGAACCCGUCCGUCCCCGAGAUGACCAACCGAUCGUUGGACCGAACGGGCAGCCGGACCCGACGCGCGCCGCCGCUAGACUGGUGGCGCAGCGCAGGCAAGAUAAUGCGAACUGGCUCAUGGAUCAGGUACGUCGGCUUGAGAGAGCUGGACUUCUUUUCCUCGCAAGUAUUGCACCAGGUGUUGCGGAACGCCACAUCGCCCACCUUGAGGCUGAGGCUCGCGCGGAGCGUCUGAGAAGGGAGGAAGCGGAAGCUGCUGCCGCUGCCGCCGCCACCGCAGAGGCUGCAGCAAACGCCGAGCCCCAGAACAUCGAUGAGGCGGCCGAGGACGCCGGACGCAAUGAAGUGGAGAACAGAGAUGAGGCUCGUAGAGAGACUCAUGGGGGAGAUCAGCGACAAGCGGAGGAACAGCAGCCUUUGUUGGCAUAG
Colletotrichum higginsianum IMI 349063 is the source of this 2181-nucleotide messenger RNA. RefSeq names its product Ubiquitin family protein. Lineage: Eukaryota; Fungi; Ascomycota; Sordariomycetes; Glomerellales; Glomerellaceae. Gene Ontology annotation, molecular function: protein binding. The transcript has 2 exons. The coding region runs from base 1 to 2181 and encodes 726 amino acids. The record is from RefSeq and is a predicted model, not a curated record. Gene Ontology annotation, biological process: endoplasmic reticulum unfolded protein response.